GUGGCAGCGGGAGCCGAGCCGGGCGGUGGGAGGUGAGAGGAGAGUUCCGCGUGGGCCCGAUCCUUGCCCUCUCCCUCCCCGGCCCCUGACCCAGUCGUAGUGGGGCGACGCCGGGAGCCAGGUCUUGCUCCCUGAGAUUCGCCCGGUCUGGUCAGCCUCCUCGGACCGCGUGUUCCCCCGCCCCGCUCACCCCACCCCCAAACCUGUUCCCACCGCCUUCUGGCCGCACCGCCCCUGCUUUCUGCAAGCUCGGGCCUGACCUUGCUGCCUGCACCUACCGGCUGUCUCUUCCCGCGUCUAGCCCUCACCUUCAUGCCUCAGUUCACUGCUCCUUAUAGUGACCCCAUCCCCCCAAGUUUAGGCCUGGCCAGUUGCUCCACUUCUCCACCCUGCUCAGCAGUUGUUGACCACCACGUCACCGGUCUCCUUCCAGGCUUGUCCUGCCCCAUGGAGGUCAGGAUGGUGGGGGAACGGCGCACUGGGGACCUCAUGGUGCCCUUGGGGCCUCGGCUGCAGGCAUAUCCCGAAGAACUUAUUCGACAGCGUCCUGGGCACGAUGGACGUCCUGAAUACCUGAUCCGAUGGAGUGUCCUGAAGUGUGGGGAAGUGGGUAGAGUGGAUGUGGAAGAGGGCAAGGCAGAGCACAUCCUCAUGUGGCUGUCAGCCCCCGAGGUCUAUGCCAACUGCCCCAUGCUGCUGGGUGAGUGGGCACUAUCUAAAGGACCUCAGCGUGAGCCAGCGGGGGGUUCAGGAAGCUUUCCCCGAGACCCAGGAGGCCUGGAUGACGUGGCAAUGGGAGAGAUGGAAGCUGAUGUCCGGGCGCUGGUGCAGAGGGCUGCCAGGCAGCUGGCGGAAGGUGGGACCUCGAGCCUCACGGCCGCUGUGCUCCACACCAUCCACGUGCUCAGUGCCUACGCCAGCAUCGGGCCCCUCACUGGGGUCUUCAGGGAGACGGGAGCCCUGGACCUGCUCAUGCACAUGCUGUGCAACCCCGAGCCUCAGAUCCGGCGGAGUGCGGGCAAGUUGCUGCAGGCUCUGGCAGCCCACGAUGCCGGGAGUCGGGCUCACGUCCUUCUGUCACUGAGCCAGCAAGAUGGCAUCGAGCAGCACAUGGACUUUGACAGCCGCUAUACUUUGCUGGAGCUGUUUGCAGAGACCACAUCCUCUGAGGAGCACUGCAUGGCCUUUGAGGGCAUUCAUCUGCCUCAGAUCCCAGGAAAGCUGCUCUUCUCCCUGGUGAAACGCUACCUGUGUGUCACUUCCUUGCUGGACCAGCUGAAUAACAGCCCAGAGCCCGGGGCUGGAGACCGAGGCUCCCUGCCCCCAGGGGAGGAGAAAAGCCGGGGGCAGCGGGAGCUGGAGUUCAGUAUGGCUGUGGGCAGCCUCAUCUCAGAGCUGGUGCGGAGCAUGGGCUGGGCCCAGAACCUCGGCGAAAGGGGCAUGUCGCCUCCCCGGCCGGCCCGGUCCAUCUUUCAGCCCUGCGUUUCAGGCCCCAGCGGUUUACUCCCCACCAUGGUUACCACCCCCAGAAAGCAAGAACGGGCCUUCCGCCAGCGUUAUGAGUUCUCUAGCCGGAGUGGCUAUGGCGAAUACGUGCAGCAGACACUGGUGCCGGGGAUGCGCGUGAGGAUGCUGGAUGAUUACGAGGAGGUCAGUGCUGGGGAAGAGGGCGAGUUUCGGCAGAGCAACAAUGGCGUGCCCCCUGUGCAGGUCUUCUGGCAAGCGAUGGGUCGCACCUACUGGGUGCACUGGCACAUGCUAGAGAUCCUGGGCCCUGAGGAAGCUGCUGUGGGUACAGCUUCAGCAGCUGUGGAGAAGGGGGCAGGGCCCACUGUGUUGGGCACAGCACUUCCCUCCUGGGACUGGAAGCCUGUGGAUGGGCUCUACUCUUUGCCAUAUCUCCAGCCUGAGCCUCAGAAGAAUGAGAAGUUGGGAUACCUGACCCAGGCUGAGUGGUGGGAACUGCUCUUCUUCAUCAAGAAGUUGGACAUAUGUGAGCAGCAGCCAAUUUUUCAGAAUCUUCGGGAGAACCUGGAUGAGACCCUGGAUGAAAAGGCCCUCGGUGAGAUCUCCGUGCCCAAAGAGGUGGCUGAAGGUCUGCUGCAGGUUCUCUGGAAUCGGUUUGAGGGGAGCACCCUCAGUGACCUGCUCAACUCCAAAAUCUACACCAAGUACGGGCUUCGACCUGAUAAACUAAGCAGCUCAUCUUCUUCCCGAAGUCGCUCCUGUACCCCAGAUCCAGAGGAGGCCAGGUUCUCAGAGGAAGAGACCGAGUCCCCCAAAGCAAAGGCUGAGCCCCGCAAAGCACAGGCAGAGGCUGCCAAGGGAAAAACUGAGCCCCCCAUGGCACAGAGCGAUUCACAGCUGUUUAACCAGCUUCUGCUGACUGAGGGAAUGGCUCUGUCCCCCGAAAUAAAGGAGGCAGCCAGUGAAAUGGCUAGAGCCUUGCGGGGUCCAGGUCCACGCAGCUCCCUGGAUCAGCAAGUGGCGGCUGUUGUGGCUACUGUGCAGAUAUCCAGCUUGGACACAAACCUGCAGCUGUCGAGCCUCGAUGCCCUCUCUCAGGCUGUGGAGGAGGUCACCGAGCGGGACCACCCUCUGGUCCGUCCUGACAGAUCCCUGAGAGAGAAGCUAGUGAAGACACUGGUGGAGCUGCUGACCAACCAGGUGGGAGAGAAGAUGGUGGUGGUGCUGGCCCUGCGCCUCCUGUACUUGCUCAUGACCAAGCAUGAAUGGCGCCCCCUCUUUGCCAGGGAGGGUGGCAUCUACGCUGUGCUGGUUUGCAUGCAAGAAUACAAGACUUCUGUCUUGGUGCAGCAGGCAGGGCUGGCGGCACUGAAGAUGCUGGCCAUUGCCAGUUCCUCGGAGAACCUCGAUUUCUUUACUAGCCAAGACGCUGUCCACCCGUUGUUCGAUGUGCAGAUGACCAGAGAGAUCUUCGCCAGCAUCGACUCAGCCACCCGCCCGGGCUCGGACAGCCUGCUCCUCACCAUCCCUGCCGCGGUGAUCUUGAUGCUGAACACUGAGGGGUGCUCCUCUGCAGUGAGAAAUGGCCUGAUCCUGCUCAGCCUGCUUUUGUGCAACCACCACACUCUGGGAGACCAGAUUAUCACCCGAGAGCUGAGAGACACCUUGUUUAGGCACUCGGGGAUCGCCCUGGGGACGGACCCCAUGCCCACCACACGCACCAUCCUCAUGAUGCUCCUCAACCGCUACUCGGAGCCGCCGGGCAGUCCUGAGCGCACAGCAACACUGGAGCCCCCCGGUGCCCAGGGCCAGGAUGGGUCCCCUGAGCUGCUGAUCCGGUCCCUGGUUGGAGGCCCAUCUGCAGAACUCCUCCUGGACCUGGAGCGUGUGCUGUGCCGUGAGGGGGGCCCUGGGGGGGCCCUGAGGCCCCUCCUCAAGCGCCUCCAGGAGGAGGCCCAGCCCUUCCUCCUGUUGCUGCGGACUCUGGAUGCCCCCGGGCCCAACAAAACCCUGCUGCUGACUGCACUGGGGGUCAUGACCCGGCUGCUGGAUUACUCUGAGGCAAUGGCCCUCCCCUGGCAUGAGGUCUUGGAGCCCUGCCUCAACUGCCUGAGUAGCCCCAGUAGUGACUCUGAGAUUGUUCAGGAGCUGCUCCGCUUCCUGCACCGCCUGGCCUCGGCGCACAAGGACUAUGCGGUGGUGCUGUGCUGCCUGGGAGCCAAGGAGGCCCUCUGCAAAGUCGUGGACAAGCACUCGGCGCUGGUGCUGCUGGCCGGCGAGCUUCGCGACCUGCUGACCGACUGCGAGAAGCACGCCCAGCUCUACAGCAGCCUCACCUCCAGCAUCCUGGCUGGCUGCAUUCAGAUGGUGCUGGGCCAGAUCGAAGACCACAGACGAACCCACCAGCCCAUCAACAUCCCCUUCUUUGACGUGUUCCUCAGGCAUCUCUGCCAGGGCUGUGACCGCCACCCCCUCCCACCGCCCCCAGGCUCCAGUGUGGAAGUGAAGGAGGACAAGUGCUGGGAGAAGGUGGAGGUGUCCUCCAACCCGCACCGGGCCAGCAAGCUGACGGACCGCAACCCCAAGACCUACUGGGAGUCCAACGGCAGCACCGGCUCCCACUCCAUCACCGUGCACAUGCGCCGUGGUAUUCUUGUUAGGCAGCUGACUCUGCUGGUGGCCAGUGAGGACUCCAGUUACAUGCCGGCCAGGGUGGUGGUGUAUGGGGGUGACAGCACCAGCUGCAUCAGCACUGAGCUCAACAUGGUGAAUGUGGUGCCCUCCGCCAGCCGGGUGGUCCUCCUGGAGAACUUGAACCGCUUCUGGCCCAUCAUCCAGAUCCGCAUAAAGCGCUGCCAGCAGGGUGGCAUCGACACCCGGGUUCGGGGUGUGGAGGUCCUGGGCCCCAAGCCCACUUUCUGGCCACUGUUCCGGGAACAGCUGUGUCGCCGUACAUGUCUCUUCUACACAAUCCGGGCGCAAGCCUGGAGCCGGGACAUAGCAGAGGACCGCAGGCGCCUCCUCCAGCUCUGCCCCAGACUGAACAAGGUUUUGCGCCAUGAACAGAAUUUUGCUGAUCGCUUCCUCCCUGAUGAUGAGGCCGCCCGAGCGCUGGGCAAGACUUGCUGGGAGGCCCUGGUCAGCCCCCUGGUGCAGAACAUCACCUCCCCCGGCCUGUCACCUCAGUGUUCCUUUCCUUCCUCCACAGACUGCUCCCUGAGACUCUGGUAUUUGAAUCUUCCCUCCACCCCACCCCCAAUCUGUUACCAUAUCCCCAGACUCCAGCUGAAGCAAACCGUGGUGGGAGGGGGGCGAGGGCUGUGCUGGCCCCCAAACCUUUUUGUACCAUUGCUCCUUCUCCCGGGCGUCUGUUGCCCCAUUUCCCGUGGGGACCUGUUCCUGACCCAUCUUCUUUUAGACGCGGAAGGUGUGAGCUCCCUGGGAUGGCUGCUGGGUCAGUACUUGGAGCAGAGGGAGAGCUCUCGGAACCCCCUGAGUCGAGCAGCAUCCUUUGCCUCUCGAGUUCGUCGCCUUUGCCACUUGCUGGUGCAUGUGGAGCCUCCUCCGGGGCCUUCUCCUGAGCCAUCCACUCAGCCCCCCAGCAGGAACAGUAAGGGUCAGGAUCGGAGCCCUGGGCCUUCACCUGUUCUCCCGAGCAGCAGCCUGAGGAACAUGACACAGUGCUGGCUGAGCGUGGUGCAGGAGCAGGUCAGCAGGUUCCUGGCUGCAGCCUGGAGGACCCCAGACUUCGUGCCUCGUUACUGUGCACUCUAUGAGCACUUGCAGAGAGCAGGCUCAGAGCUCUUUGGGCCUCGGGCAGCCUUCACGCUGGCCCUGCACAGCGGCUUCUCAGGCGCCUUGCUGCAGCAGUCCUUCCUCACGGCUACUCACAUGAGUGAGCAGUUUGCCAGACACAUCGACCAGCAGAUCCAGGGCUGCCUGGUUGGCGGAACCCCUGGAGCAGACAUGCUGGGGCAGCUUCAGCGGCACCUGGAGCCCAUCAUGGUCCUUUCUGGCCUGGAGCUGGCCACCACUUUUGAGCACUUUUACCAGCACUACAUGGCGGACCGUCUCCUGAGCCUGGGCUCCAGCUGGCUGGAGGGGGCCGUGCUGGAGCAGAUCGGUUCCUGCUUCCCCCACCGCCUCCCCCAGCAGAUGCUGCAGAGCCUGAGUGCCUCCGAGCGGCUGCAGUGCCAGUUCCACCUCUUCCAGCUCCAGCAGCUUGACAGGCUGCUCUUGGAGCAGGAGGAUGAGGAAGAGCAGGGCCUGGAAGAAGAGGAGGAGGAAGAGGAAGAAGAGGAGUCUGGGAAAGAAGUAUUUCUCAAGGACCCAGGUCCAACAGUUUCUAUACUGGUCCUGUCACCACGCUGCUGGCCCGUCUCCCCACUCUGCUACCUGUACCAUCCCAGAAAGUGCCUUCCCACAGAAUUCUGUGAUGCCCUUGACCGCUUCUCCAAUUUCUACAGCCAGAGCCAGAACCAUCCAGUCCGGGGACCACAUCGGCGGCUGCAGUGGACGUGGCUGGGCCGGGCUGAGCUGCAGUUUGGGGACCAGACCCUGCAUGUGUCCACUGUGCAGAUGUGGCUGCUGUUGAAUUUCAACCAGACAGAGGAGGUGUCAGUAGAAACCUUGCUGAAGAAUUCUGACCUCACCCCACAGCUACUGCUCCAGGCACUCCUGCCCCUCACCUCUGAGAAUGGCCCUUUGACCCUGCAUGAGGGUCAGGACUUUCCACAGGGGGGUGUGCUGCGAGUGCGUGAGCCUGCGCUCCGGCCCUGUGGGGAGGCCCUGUGGCUGAUACCUCCCCAGAAGUACCUGGAUGUAAAGAAGGAUGAGGGUCGAACCCUGGAACAGAAGAGGAACCUCUUGAGCUGUCUUCUUGUCCGUAUCCUCAAAGCCCACGGGGAGGAGGGCCUCCACAUUGAUCAGCUGGUUUGUCUGGUGCUGGAGGCCUGGCAGAAGGGCCCAAACCCUCCCGGGAGCCUGGGCCGCACUGUUGCCGGGGGCGUGGCCUGUACCAGCACAGAUGUCUUCUCUUGCAUCCUGCACCUCCUGGGCCAGGGCUACGUGAAACAGCGUGAUGACUGGCCCCAGAUGCUGCUGUACGCCAGCCCAGAGCCCACGGGGCCCUGCCGGGGCCAGGCAGAGAUCCCCUUCUGUGGCAGCCGAACCACCGGGGCCUCCAAGCCCAGCCCAGAAGCUGUGGCCGCCCUGGCAUCCCUUCAGCUGCCUGCAGGCCGCACCAUGAGCCCCCAGGAGGUGGAAGGGCUGAUGGAGCAGACGGUGCGGCAGGUGCAGGAGACGCUGAACCUGGAGCCAGAUGUAGCUCAGCACCUUUUGGCUCAUGCCCACUGGAGUGCCGAGCAGCUGCUGCAGAGCUACAGUGAUAACCCCCAGCCACUGCUGCUGGCAGCUGGGCUGCGGGUGCCCCAGCCCCAGGCUGCCCCUACACGCCCCGACCACUGCCCUGUCUGUGUCAGCCCCCUGGAGCCGGAUGACGACUUGCCCUCUCUCUGCUGCAGGCACUACUGCUGCAAGUCUUGCUGGAAUGAGUAUCUGACAACUCGAAUCGAGCAGAACCUGGUGAUGAAUUGCACCUGCCCCAUUGCCGACUGCCCGGCCCAGCCCACGGGAGCCUUCAUUCGUGCCAUUGUCUCCUCGCCAGAGGUCAUCUCCAAGUACGAGAAGGCCCUGCUGCGUGGCUACGUGGACAGCUGCUCCAACCUGACGUGGUGCACCAACCCCCAGGGCUGUGACCGCAUCCUGUGCCGCCAGGGCCUGGGCUCAGGGACCACCUGCUCCAAGUGUGGCUGGGCCUCCUGCUUCAACUGUAGCUUCCCUGAGGCACACUACCCUGCCAGCUGUGGCCACAUGUCUCAGUGGGUCGACGAUGGCGGCUACUACGACGGCAUGAGUGUGGAGGCCCAGAGCAAGCACCUGGCCAAGCUCAUCUCUAAGCGCUGUCCCAGCUGUCAGACCCCCAUCGAGAAGAAUGAGGGGUGUCUGCACAUGACCUGCGCCAAAUGCAACCACGGAUUCUGCUGGCGCUGCCUCAAGUCCUGGAAGCCAAAUCACAAAGACUAUUACAACUGCUCUGCCAUGGUAAGCAAGGCAGCUCGCCAAGAGAAGCGGUUCCAGGACUACAACGAGAGGUGUACUUUCCAUCACCAGGCCCGGGAGUUUGCUGUGAACCUGUGGAACCGAGUAUCUGCCAUCCAUGAGGUGCCCCCGCCCAAAUCCUUCACCUUCCUCAGCGACGCCUGCCGGGGACUUGAGCAGGCUCGAAAGGUGCUGGCCUAUGCCUGCGUGUACAGCUUCUACAACCAGGAAACGGAGCAAAUGGACGUGGUGGAGCAGCAGACCGAGAACCUGGAGCUACACACCAAUGCCCUGCAGAUCCUCCUGGAGGAGCUCCUGCUGCAGUGCAGAGACCUGGCCUCGGCCCUGCGUCUCCUGCGGGCCGACUGCCUCCACAUGGGCCUGGAGCUGCUCCGGCGGAUCCAGGAAAGGCUGCUCGCCAUCCUGCAGCAUUCCACCCAGGACUUUCGGGUUGGUCUCCAGAGUCCAUCGUUAGAGGCCCGGGAGGCGAAAGCGUCCAACGUGCCCAGCAGUCGGCCCCGGGGCUCCUCGGGGCUGGAGACGGAUGAGGAGGAAGGCGAAGACGACAUGCCCGAGUGGCAGCAGGACGAGUUCGAUGAGGAGCUGGACAACGACACCUUCUCCUAUGACGAGGAGUCCGACAACCUGGACCGGGACGCUUUCUUCUUCGGGGAUGAGGAUGAGGAUGAGGAUGAGGGCUAUGACUGAGGGGCAGGAUACAGGGAGCAUCCGGAGCCGCCCAGAGCCGCGGGGCCAGGGGGCCGGCAGUUCAUCCCUGACCACUGUCCUGGGUGCUCGGAGGGGGCGGUUCCCAGCAUCUGCAGCACCUUCUUCUGUUUACUGAAUAAACUUUUUUCAUAUACUUCUCUGAA
Messenger RNA from Myotis brandtii (Brandt's bat), 8438 nucleotides. It is a transcript of the gene CUL9, whose product is annotated as cullin 9. Lineage: Eukaryota; Metazoa; Chordata; Mammalia; Chiroptera; Vespertilionidae. Bases 313 to 8274 code for a protein of 2653 amino acids. Gene Ontology annotation, biological process: ubiquitin-dependent protein catabolic process. The record is from RefSeq and is a predicted model, not a curated record. The transcript has 41 exons. Gene Ontology annotation, molecular function: ubiquitin protein ligase binding; zinc ion binding.